AGUGACGCUUGGACCAGAAUGUCGCCAGCACACCUCAGUUCCAGACAUGGCAGCGUUGAGACAGGAGCAUCGGUAUGGGCUCUCCUGUGGAAAGAUUAACAAAAGCAUUCCCAAUAAAACCAUCUUUCACGUCAAGCUAACCGACACGGCCAUCCGGACGCUGGAAGCUUAUAAGAAUCUCAAGGGGUCCUUACCAAAUCAGCCGGCAAUUUGCUUCAAGGGGAACCAGGGGUAUAUCAAGAUUCCUGCUUCCUUGGAUUCUCCUGAUGCAUUCCGUGUCUUCUCCUUCUACCUGUCCAGUGACAGUAAAGACAAACCUCAGGCCAGCUUCGACUGUAUUCACCAGUUUGUUUCUGGAGAUGGCAGGGAGCAUCUGGAAAGUCAGGGCAGUAUUCAGGACAAAAUCACGGUGUGUGCCACCGACGAUUCCUACCAGAUGACCCGCGAGCGCAUGUCUCAAGUGGAAAAGGACAUCUGGAGUCGCUCAGCCAUCGAGAUCAAACCUGGAUCCACACGUCCAAGUAAAUGUGUGAAGAUUCAGAAGAAACAGGGCCUGCCGACCAGCUUUGACAACACUAAUAAACAUUCACCCAGCAACAAGAGGAACAGUACACCUAGCUUGGUGGCCCACAGGUCCUUGAAAGAACGUGUCAUUCAUGUUCUGGCCUUAAAGCCCUACAGCAAGCCAGAACUACUGCUCUGGCUGGAGAGGGAGAAGGCCAGCCCCAAGGACAAGGCCGACUUAAACGCUGUGCUGGAUGAGGUGGCUAAACUCAAUCCCAAAGACCACAGCUUUACUUUAAGGGAUGAUUUCUACAGACAUGUGCGGAGGGACUGGCCCGGCUAUGUCGAGGAAGAGCGGCAACUCAUUCAAAGGGUGUUGGCAAGAAAACUCCAGCCUCUCAGCAGCAGCAGCAGCAGUAGCCAGUUGAAAAGCCUCCAGUCCAGCCAUUCAUUCCACAAACCCUCAGAGGAUUCUCCAUCCCAGCUCAGCCCAGUCAAGAAUCUCUCCAUGAAACGCCCAGUGCCUUCCGACCAUCCAGAAAGUCAGAUGCCGAAAAAGCAACGUUUAUUAGACCAGAACAUGCCCUUGCCUCUCAGCUCCUCCAUGAGCCGUAGCUCUUCCGCUCAUGGAAACUCAAGUUUGCAGAGGGGUAGCAGUAUGGCUCAGCAGAGCCCUGAUGCUCAUUACCAGCGGCACAAACUCGGCGAGUCCAACAGCGUGCCCAAACCAGAACAGCCAGAAGCAGCACAGCAGCCAUCGUCCAGCCCCAAACGCCCGAGAACAGAACCAGAAAUCUGCACUGACCAGCAGCUAGCAAACGGCCAGCACAAAAAGAAGUCCAAGAAGCAUAAAGAAAAAGAGAGGGAGCGCUUAAAACCUGAGUGGGUCGAGACCAGCCCGGACCUUAAACAGAACCAGGAAAAUAUCAGUGGUGGGUUAAAAGACCAUGAACGACCCAACACACCUGUCUCUCGUGCCUCUCCCGAUGAGCUGCCUGACUAUUUAUUAAAAUACAACACUAUCACAGACUCUGAGCAGCGGCAGAGGUACAAAGAGGAUUUCUGUGCGGAAUAUGACGAGUACAGAGACCUUCAUGAACGUAUAGGUAAAGUCACAGAGAUAUUUGUUCAGCUGGGAUCCAAGAUAAAGACGCUGUCUCCCGGGACACACAAGUAUAAGGUAAUGGAGGAUCAAAUAAUGGAGAAGUACAGAAAGUAUAAGAAGAAGUUUCCAGGCUACAGGGAAGAAAAGAAGCGCUGCGAGUAUCUCCACCAGAAACUAUCACACAUCAAAGGCCUGAUUCUGGACUAUGACCGCACACAAGCGCCCUCCUAGUGCCAGCCGUUCCACUCUCCUCCUCCUUCCCAGUCCGCUCGCAUGGACCAAACGACUCCUCAGUGGAAAUAAACCAAGACCAAAUGUCUCUCUUGAGCACGACGAGGCAUUUCCACGUCUUUCCUCCACACAAACUGUGGGUAACAAUGUGGAGGCUGAGGAUCUAAGCCCAAACUAUCACACAAAGGCCAAGACCUCCGACUAGUGACUUAAGCCCUUUAAAGUUUUUUUUUUUUUUGUGUGUGUGUGUAUAAAAAGUGUUGUAUGGAAGAAUUUUUUUUCCCCCUUCCCAAAUGCAGCAUACGUGUAACCGUUGCCCUUGAUCUUGUAACUUCGGCUCUGAGCUCUGACUUUCAGGGCCGUGGGCUGCUUUUAUGGUACAAUCAUAAAGCCUGGAUGAGAGAUGAUUAUCUGUACUGUGUUCGGUCUGUCAGUGAUUUAUCAGAGAACUUAAGCACAGUUUCUAUUUUGAUAUUUUACUGAAUGUAUAUUUGUACACUUGUAAGAUCUCGACAUCUAUAAGAGAGUGUUUAAUCACUGGAUAGAAUAAGGGAAACCUGGAAUUUUCUCAACUCUGAGGUGAUCCUACCAAACUCUGAGGGUGCAAUCUGUCAUAUGAACGUCAGACUCUUAAUUAGACGAGACCUUCCUCUUUUGUGUGUAGCUACAUGAUGAGCUCUGGGAUGCAAACUGAAUCUUGAUUUCCUGUAGCCAAUCAUGGAAUGAGAGGAAAGGUGCUUAACCUUGACAGUUCAAAAUCGAUAAAGUGAUAAUUUUCUCAUGAUUUUUGUGUCCAGUGCUCAAACCACUACAGCACACUGUGUCCUUAAAAUAAUGAUGUUUAUAACAUUAUUAUUAUUAUUAUUAUUAUUAUUAUUUGGACACUAAACAGCAGAAACAAUCACGUUUAAAGCAAAUUUAAUUUCUUGUAUCCUUUUUUAAAAUAAAAAUGUAUUGAUUAAUGAAAAAAAAAAAAUCUUUAGCUGAUCUUUUUGAAAUGUUACAGGAAAUUUGACAUUUGUUUUAUUGAGGUUUAAUUUCUUGACGUUUGAUUGAACUCUGCGUUCUUUCCCUUUAACCCAUGAAGGAGACCUUCGUAGACUGUGUCAGGCUUUCUCUGAAUCCUGAUUUACAUUUGGGUCAUGUUUUCUGUGAAUGAAAGUAUACAGUUAUGUCUGUUUUCCCAGAAUGUAGUACUUGAUGAUCACAGAUUGAGGAUCUAACUAGUCUUCUGUUUUAAAUUAUGGCCUGAUGCAAACACCAAACGCUAUAGAAGCAGAGUCUUUCCAAUGUCUUUUCAAAGUCCCUCUAUGUCCAUGUCAUUCCUGUUCAUGCCCAUAGCCUCAUGUAUAUUAUGGAAGUAUUUUUGUGUCACUUUUGCGCUUUGACAUUUCUCUCGUGGAGACUGCUGAUCUGUUAUUUAUGUCACUACAGUGUUAGUUCCUCUAAUCCUUGAUCCUGAUUUGUUAUCUGGCUGGAAAAACUGAUAGAUUUGCCAAAAUAGCAUUUCUCUUUAUAUUGUUAACAGUUUGUUUCAUCCUUUCAUUUGGCAACUUCAUGUAUUGAUGUAGAUGCCUUAAAUAAACUGGACCACAUUAACUUAAUACAAAGGAAA
Molecule: messenger RNA, 3455 nt
Organism: Carassius gibelio (silver crucian carp)
Lineage: Eukaryota; Metazoa; Chordata; Actinopteri; Cypriniformes; Cyprinidae
Product: RNA polymerase II elongation factor ELL2-like
Exons: 12
Coding region: 47-1840 (597 amino acids)
Biological process (GO): transcription elongation by RNA polymerase II; snRNA transcription by RNA polymerase II; positive regulation of transcription elongation by RNA polymerase II
Cellular component (GO): transcription elongation factor complex
Molecular function (GO): cis-regulatory region sequence-specific DNA binding
Source: RefSeq, a predicted model, not a curated record